AGUGAUCAACCGAGUUUUCAUACCUUAACACUAUGCUGUAUCGGAUCGACAUGACCUGCUCUAAGACGUCGGUGACUCUUUUCUUAGGUCUUAUUUUAUCUACAGCCGGUUUUGUUCUUACUCUGGCCGGUUGGUUUGCCCCUCCAAUAAAUUCAUACGUUGAACGAAUCCGGUUAACCGGUCCCAUAAUUCUUCUAAUCGGUAUGGGAUUACUAAUAAUCUCGUGUCUGUUAUGCGUCUACGUGCAGGGAAAAUGUUGCUCAUUCUGCUAUUCGGACGCCUCUGCAUUGAAGGAGUCGUUCGAUUCCUCUCCAACUUCUCAAGCCUUCCAAUCUCCAUCGGCCACCUCAGCCGGUCUAGGGGAAGAAUACAAUUGCGUUCACCUCAAUGAGGAGAAAACGAAAAAACGGAAAACGAGGACUAAUAAUUUGGAUACAGUUACCUACUUGCCACCAGACAAUCCUACAGCGUCACUUGUAGGACUAGAUGAGGAGCCAUCAACAUCAGCAGCAGAUCACCCUUUAAGGGUUGGCCCUCCGCCUUCGUACGGCGAUUUGCAGUUGCGUCGUAGCGAACGGCGAAAAGUCAAAUGCAGUUCCAUUGAAGAGGACACGUUCAUUUUGUGA
Dimorphilus gyrociliatus is the source of this 626-nucleotide messenger RNA. Lineage: Eukaryota; Metazoa; Annelida; Polychaeta; Dinophilidae. The record is from the annotation of a GenBank genome assembly.